Molecule: messenger RNA, 8153 nt
Organism: Acipenser ruthenus (sterlet)
Lineage: Eukaryota; Metazoa; Chordata; Actinopteri; Acipenseriformes; Acipenseridae
Product: kinesin heavy chain-like
Exons: 30
Coding region: 425-3559 (1044 amino acids)
Biological process (GO): microtubule-based movement
Molecular function (GO): ATP binding; microtubule binding; microtubule motor activity
Source: RefSeq, a predicted model, not a curated record
GAGAGCUGCAGAGAGAGAGGGUACCGUUAUAGUGCUGCGCGAAGCCUGAUGCAUUUGAACGGGACAUCAAUGCGAUUCAUCGUCAAAUCAAUUCUGCAAAAACAGAUUUUUUUUUAGCAAACCCAGAAGAAUUAUUCCUGCAGCUUCACGAAGACCAGGGUUUUCUCAACCACACACAGAAGGAUUCUUCCCUCCCGUUAUACAAUAUUUGAUAAAAAAAAUAGCGAGUUUUUGAGUUAUUAUUUUUGGAUUACGCCGUUUUAUUUAACAGUUUCGAAAAUGCAGUAAUUAUAUUGUGAUCCUCUUACUGCAAUUCGCAAAGAAGAUUUUUGCAAGCGCGGUUGUGAUUUACCUUAAAUUAAUUAAUUCGUUCAUUUAUAAAUACAAAUACAGUAAAAAAUAAUAAUAAUAAUAAUUCUGAAUCAUGGCCGAAGCAACUACCGAAUGUAACAUCAAAGUUCUUUGCCGUUUUCGACCUCUGAAUCAAUCCGAAAUUGUACGAGGAGACAAAUACAUCCCGAAAUUUAAAGGAGACGAUACCGUUGUGAUUGCGGGCAAGUCGUAUGUGUUUGAUAAAGUGUUCCCAACUAACACCACUCAGGAACAAGUCUACAACACCUGUGCCAAGCAGAUCGUCAAAGAUGUUCUUGGGGGCUACAAUGGGACCAUCUUUGCCUAUGGACAGACUUCCUCCGGAAAAACCCACACCAUGGAGGGGAAGCUGCACGAUGGUCAGCAGAUGGGGAUCAUUCCCAGAAUCGCCCAGGAUAUCUUUAACCAUAUCUUCGCUAUGGACGAGAACCUUGAGUUUCAUAUUAAGGUCUCUUACUUCGAAAUCUACAUGGACAAAAUAAGGGAUCUUCUGGAUGUUACCAAGACCAACCUGGCUGUCCAUGAGGACAAGAACAGAGUCCCGUAUGUUAAGGGCUGCACCGAACGGUUCGUCUCAAGCCCAGAUGAAGUGAUGGAUGUGAUUGACGAGGGCAAAGCCAAUCGCCACGUUGCUGUCACAAACAUGAACGAGCACAGCUCCCGCAGUCACAGCAUCUUCCUGAUCAACAUCAAGCAGGAGCACGUAGAGACGGAGCAGAAACUGAGCGGGAAGCUCUACCUUGUGGAUCUGGCUGGGAGUGAGAAGGUUAGCAAGACUGGAGCUGAAGGAUCAGUCCUUGAUGAAGCCAAAAACAUCAACAAGUCCCUGUCCUCUCUGGGGAAUGUCAUUUCAGCGCUGGCCGAGGGAACCAAAACCCACGUGCCUUACCGGGACAGUAAGAUGACCCGAAUCCUCCAGGACUCUUUGGGGGGCAAUUGCCGGACCACCAUGUUUAUCUGCUGCUCCCCGUCCAGCUACAACGAGGCUGAGACCAAGUCAACUCUCAUGUUUGGACAGAGAGCCAAGACCAUCAGGAACACAGCCUGUUUGAAUCUGGAGCUGACCGCCGAACAGUGGAAGAAGAAGUUCGAGAAGGAGAAGGAGAAGAACAAGACGCUGAAGGAGACCAUCCAGAAACUGGAGGCUGAACUGAACCGCUGGCGCAACGGAGAGAAUGUUCCGGAGACGGAGCAGCUGAGCAACAGUCCAGGGAAGGUGGACGUGAACGACGAGACCCCUGUCAAUGACAACGCCUCUUCCAUCGUGGUGCGAAUCUCCGAGGAGGAGCGCCAGAAAUACGAGGAAGAAAUCCGUAAACUUUACAAGCAGCUCGACGACAAGGAUGAUGAGAUUAAUCAACACAGCCAGCUAGUUGAGAAGCUGAAGGAGCAGAUGCUGGACCAGGAUGAGCUCCUGGCCUCCACUCGCGGUGACCAGGAGAAGGUGCAGACGGAGCUGGGCCGGCUGCAGACGGAGAACGACUCAGCAAAGGACGAGGUGAAGGAGGUGCUGCAGGCCCUGGAGGAGCUGGCUGUGAACUAUGAUCAGAAAUCCGUGGAGGUGGAGGAGAGGAACCUGCAGAACAAGCUGCUGGCCGACGAGCUGGCCCAGAAGAUGGCCCACCUGAUUGCUCUGGAGGCGGAGCUGCAUCGCAUGCAUGAAAUGAGCAGCCACCAGAGGAAGAGGAUCGCUGAGGUCCUGAACGCCCUGAUGAAGGAUCUGAGCGAAUUCAGCGCCAUCGUGGGCAACGGGGAAAUCAAACUGCCGAUCGAGAUCAGCGGAGCAAUAGAAGAAGAGUUCACCGUGGCUCGGCUCUACAUCAGUAAGAUCAAGUCGGAGGUGAAGUCGAUGGUGAAGCGCUGCAGGCAGCUGGAGAAUCUGCAGGUGGAGUGUCAUCGCAAGAUGGAGGAGACUGGGAGAGAGCUGUCCUCCUGCCAGCUGCUCAUAUCACAGCACGAGGCAAAGAUCCGCUCUCUGACAGAGUACAUGCAGAACAUGGAGCUGAAGAAGAGGCAACUGGAGGAUUCCUACGACUCCCUGAGCGAGGAGCUGGCUCAACUGCAGGCACAAGAAACAAUGCAAGAUGUAGCCAAGAAUGACAAACAGAAGGAUAUUGAGGAGGCUGAUGAUGUGAAGAGAGCUCUGGAGCUGCAGAUGGAGAGUCACCGAGAGUCUCAUCACAAGCAGCUGGGCCGUCUGCGCGACGAGAUCAACGAGAAGCAGAAGAUCAUCGACGAGCUCACUGACCGUAACCAGAAGCUUCUGCUGGAACUGGACCAGCUGCACUCCGAUUUCGACAAGCUGAAAAGCCAGGAGCAUGAUAAAAGCGUUCAACUCCAGGAGCUUACAUUUCUCCACGAAAGGCACGAGCAAUCCAAGCAGGACCUUCAAGGCCUGGAGGAGACCGUCGCCCGGGAACUCCAGACCCUUCACAACCUUCGGAAGCUUUUUGUUCAAGACCUCACGACUCGAGUCAAGAAAAGUUCUGAAAUGGAACCCGAUGACAGUGGGGGGUACACCCUACAGAAACAGAAGAUUUCCUUUCUUGAGAAUAACCUGGACCAACUUACAAAGGUUCACAAACAGGUUGAUCUCCUUGACCCCUUCCAGAUGUAUAGUAUGUACAGUUUUACACUGGUACGCGACAAUGCAGAUCUGCGUUGUGAGCUUCCUAAACUGGAGAAACGUCUUCGAACUACAGCUGAGAGAGUUAAGGCCCUGGAGGGUGCAUUGAAAGAGGCCAAGGAGGGCGCCAUGAAGGACCGUCGGAGGUACCAGCAGGAGGUGGAGAAAAUCAAGGACGUGAUGAGGUCGAAGAACCCCCUGAGGAGGCCCCACUCUGCCCAGAUCGCCAAGCCUAUCCGCCCUGGGCAUUACCCGGUGUGUUCGCCCACCAACCCCCUGGUGAUCCGCUGUGGUGACGCAGUGGCAUACAGCAACGCAUCCUUCCAGAGCAGCAUGACAGCACAGCGCACGCAGCGUGCCCCCAGCCCAAGCCAGGAGAAACUCACAACAGGGGGAUUGAGCAAUGGGACACUAACCUCCAGCAGUACAUAUCAGAAGCUGAAUGUGGAUAAUGGCAAUGCUACAGAUAUCAAUGAUAACAGAAAUGACAUCCACUGUAGCAGUGAGGCUGAGGACCCCUCAAAGCUGUAUGUAAUCCCACAGGAGACCACAGCAAGCUAAUGACCUCAUAUAUAGAUCCCUAUUGGUUCUGAGGCCUCCAAACCGCAUGCUGCAAAUCAGCUUCCCUUGACCACUAUAUUACCAUUCCUCCUGUAUCUUAGAUAUUGUGUCUCUUACUUACUAACUGUUUCUAAAUGUCCUGUAAUGUCUGAAAACAAAAAAGCUGUUGCUUCUGCUUCUUCCAUCUCACCGCUGUCUGUUGUGAGCCGUUCCGUUACUGAGUGUAUAUAACCUGCACUGCUGAAGGGCUGAGCUCAGUCACUCAUCGUGUGUUGGCUUGUAAGGCACUCAGAGGAGCAUUCCCUUAGACAAAGGCACUACUAAGUACGGUUAGGAUACUGCUAAUGGCCAGCAGCCACAGAUUUAGAAUUGCAAAGUGUUAACAGUAUGUUUUUGUCCUUAGGUUUUAUUCAUCAAAUGUCACAGUUUAAAACGGUAUGUUACACUGGUACUGUGGCCAUUCAGUAAUAGCCAAGUGAUUUAAAAGUAUUGUCUGUGUAGUGCUGCUGGUUUUAAUACUAAGUGGCAGUAGUGCUUGGUAUUGCUUUUGGCAAUAGACUGGGGCGGAACGUUGGCAGCAUCUGGGCUUGGUUCUAGAACUCCAGAUGUGCCAGAGGUUGAUGCAGAGGCCCAGAUGUUGCAGAAUUCCAGAUGUCCCAGUAGCUGCAGAUGCUUGACAAAUGAUGGAAAACAAACCCUGUAGUGUUUUACAAAGCCUUAAUUAGGUCUCUUUCUGUAUGAUAUUAGGAACAUGAUAUAUUCCCCCAUACAUAAAACAACGUGCUUUGUAUUUUUUAUUACUAACAAAUAUGUUUUCAGAAAGGAAGCAGAAAGGGCCAGAGAUAUAAUAGGUGGACUUUGUGAUACAUUUCUAAUGUAGUUUCCCUGCAAGUGAAGUAAUUCAACUAUAUACAUCUUUCCAAGUCAAUUAGGCUACGUUAAACUGUGUGUUUUAAGAUGCAUAUUACUCUACUUAAAAUCUAAUUUUUACCAAAACAUUAGUUGCUCAACACACUAUUUUGUAGAGCUGCAUUCAAAAUCGUUUUUAAAGCGGUAUCUAAAAUCAUGUAAUGUAUAGAAUUGCUAGAAUUAUUUUUUAGAUCAUGAAGAUAUUGAUCUGUCCGGUUCUUAGAAAACCGUGUCUUGUCUUUCAAAGGCAUAUUGUAACCACAUUUUCCCUGCAUGAAAAGAUUUGCAAUUCUAAUUAACUUGUUCCAAAUAUUUCAAGCGUAAAAAAAAAAGCAGAUUUUAAUCAGGACCUCCACGGUCAUUGCUUUCACAAUAGCCGACUAUGCUGUAGUGCUAUAGGAAGUAUAUUGAGAGGGUUACCUAACCCUUUUGCCAGCCUCCUUACUUUCUCCUGUGCUGUUCUCAUCCCUGCAAUAUAUUUCUCAAAUAAGCCAUGUUUGCUUUGAUAUGCAUUAUUCAUGUAGCCUGGUUAAUCAAGUACCAACUCCUGCUGCUUAAAUUCAUAGAAACUUGUCUCAAAGUGAAAAAUGGUCUUGCAGAACAACAGCCAUGCUGAGCAUUUAUAGAUGUGUAUAAAAAACCAGCUACAGCAAAUGAUGCUUAAAACACAUUUAUGUAUGUGAGUCUGCUUGGCUGUAUUCCACAUAUACGUGAAUAAUAAAUAUCAAAGCAUUUCCUGUAAUGUUUCAGUAGGACAGGUUCAGCACACGGUAAGCAGGGGGUUGGUUUUAAAUUAUAGCACUGCCAUAGUUAUUGUAAAUCCGCCAUAGACUUUGAUUUAAUUCAGGCCAGUGUGUUAGAGAAUGCUUUUCAGGCUGCCAUCGUCUGUGCAGACAAAUCAAAAAUCUUUAGUUUUAACAAUUAUUGCCUUAAAUGCAAAUAUCAGAUCUUUUGCGACAGUACUUUCCUGUUUGUUUUGUCUGCAUCUGCAUUUUCCCUUCUUCAUCUGAAGUCUUUUGUCGUGUUGUUAAUCCAGGACAGUUUCUUUCCAAAGUCAGGAUUACAGUAGCUCAAAAAGUUGUAGUUUAAGCAAGUCUGUAGAUUAUUCAGGAUCUGGUUCAGUAUUUUGCACUGUACAUUAUGUAUUUAUUUAUUUAUUUAUAUAUUUAUUUGUAUGCAUGUGCAGUGAAACGUAAAUUAUCCGUUUUCCAAGCGCCCCGUGCAAACCUGAUACAGUAAAACGAAGCCUAAUAAAGCCAAUGUGCUGUAAACUAAAAAUACUAAAUCUAACAAAAAGAACCUAUAAGAGACAGGCACAGUUUUCAUAAAAAGUCAGAAAUAAUAUCAUUACUUUGGCUAAUUACCCUUUUAAAUAAUCUUAAUCCGAUGGGAUGUAUUUGUUAAAAGAAAUGUCUUCAGUGUUAAGGCCACUAUAAAGAGCACAUUCUCUUGGCUUCUUGCCUGUCCCUCAUAGCAAGGUUACGCUGGAUAUAAAGGCAUGCAUUUCCAGUUGGUUUGGAUAAUAGAUGUUACACUGUACGUAUGUAUAGAUUACUGAAUGUAUUUAUAUGUAUGUUGGGAUCCAAUGUUUUAUUUCAGUGUGUUUUUUUAUAUAUACUUUGAAGCUGUGCUAUCUGUGCAGUAUGUUGUACAUACCACUGAAGCGAUCAUUGCCACUUAGAACAUGUAAGCCUCCACUGUAACUAACUGAUCGAAUGGAAAGGAUGGCUGAUGGUUGGAGCCCAGUAUUGUAUGCUCAUCCGUCUCUUCAAAACACUCAAUCAUAACUUCAAACUAUAAGAAACGAAGGAGUUGAUCCACAGCUGGAUUCAGAGCAUUUUACAGCACUGGUUAGAGUGAUUGCACCUCCUCUUAGAGGUAAUCCCAGGAUAACCACAGAUAGGUGGUUGAUGCAAUUGAUGGCAAUUCCCCAGUGCUGUAAAAUGCUCUAAAAAUCCAGCUGUGGCUUAUCCUGGCUAUUGGCUGAUCAACCCCAUAACCAAGUAGGUUGAAAAGCUAUUCAGAAUUUCAAUAGAGCAGCUGUUUAAACCCGGUGUCUAGGAUUCCAUUUAAAUUACAGCGGCCCUAUCCUUAUGACAUCUUUUUUUUUUUUUUUUUUAAAUAAUACCAAAUAAUAAAAAAUGUAAUAUAAAGUUAACUGUUUUAUUGUAUGUAGUGUUAGCAUUAAAUAAUUGCACAUAGUAUUCCUAAAUUCUGUUAUAUUUUGUUUAGUAUAUGCUUCGUAGCAUCUGAUCAACCAGUCAGAGAGCAUAGUUGACCCCUGAACAGGUCAGGAAAGGGUUAAGUGAGAUCAUUGUGCCUUUUAAUUGAUCGUAUCUGAAUAUUUGCAGCUGAAUACUGAAUUUUAAGUUAGCUUUUAAGUAUGCUCAAUAAUGUGAUUGCCCUUUGUGCAUUAAACAAAAUGUCUCAUCAGUUAAGACAAAGCUAACCAAGGCUUUAUAAUAUAUAUUCUUACCUGGUAUUAGCAACAUUAUCUUUGGCCCUUUUCAGUAAUGCUAACUAAAUUCUUUCCUUGUUUUUUUCAACACUAGAGAUUAAAAACUGCAGCUUCCUGAAACAUUGACCUAACCACUUCCUGUGCUGUAGGUCCGAUUGCUGCUACACCAUUGGAGACUUACCUACAGACCAGGAUGUGAUUAGUUUUAAGUAGCUGCAACUUUAAAUCUGUAGGUUUGUAUCUUAAUCAGAUUAACAAAGAACCUAAAUAUUUUCAGCACUGAAAAGGGUAACGCUGAAACACAGUGGAUUUUUUAAAGACUUGGUUAGCACUCCUUUGAAUUGUGACACUGCAGCUUUAAGAAGGACUCUGCAGCCUGACCUCCAAUACAAGACAUUGUAAAUAAGGUCCUGCGCCUGUUCAAAUUGAAAAAGCACAGCAGGAUCUAACGCAAUUGCCCUGGCUGACCUCUGCUCUUCUGCUUUAUGAAUGUGAUCUUGAAACCUCAUUCAUAUGACUGAGAAGGGUUGGUUGUGGUUCACCGGUUUGGAUCAUUUCAGAUUGAAUCAUCACCAUACACGAGACAUUUAAUUCCAGCGUUACCGGCAAUACCUGAGACUAUUCAUUCUAUCAACCGUUUGCGAGCUUAAUGCAACCUUCUAGUGCUUUUCACCAACUGUCGGGCAGAUCAUUAAAGGAGGGUCCUUAGAUUUCAUUUUAUUAUUAAACUUUAGGAUUAAACAUGUUUAAAUGUAUAAACUUUAUCAGCGUUGUAGUCGAUCACAAAAAACGUCAUGAGAAAUCUUCAGUGUUUUUUUUCUGACGCACUGCAACAUUAAUGUGGAUGAGAACACACACUUACAUAUGCUACUGUACAAACUACUUAUCUUUGACAAUGGUUAAACGUUUAGGAGAAAUACUAACGCUUGGAAAAAGUUUCCAUUUUAUGAUUGAGUGUUUGAAGUUCUACGUGAAUUACUUCCAGGCAAUUUAAUUUGGGGUUAGAGUGUGAGAUUGGAUAGGUAUACAAAGGCCUCUGUAUUGUGUGUGUGUGGCAAAUUAUAAAGAUUAUUUAUAAAAAUGCGGAAAUUUGGGGUUCUGAAAGCAAGCGCCAGUGAGAGUCAAAAUCUCACUGUUUUAUAGUCUGUCGAAUUAUUGGUGCAUGCUGUAACAUGCUCUGUAACUGCUAAGAAAAACCACUUUCAAUAAAGAUGAUGUAUCUAUAAA